Molecule: messenger RNA, 958 nt
Organism: Hyphopichia burtonii NRRL Y-1933
Lineage: Eukaryota; Fungi; Ascomycota; Pichiomycetes; Serinales; Debaryomycetaceae
Gene: BET2
Product: Rab geranylgeranyltransferase
Exons: 1
Biological process (GO): protein geranylgeranylation
Cellular component (GO): Rab-protein geranylgeranyltransferase complex
Molecular function (GO): Rab geranylgeranyltransferase activity
Source: RefSeq, a predicted model, not a curated record
UAUGACUGGAUUUCUCAAGGACAAGCAUGUACAGUAUGUGAAGGAUCUUGAUUCGAGUAUGACGCAACAAACGUAUGAGUACUGGUUGCUGGAGCAUUUGCGAAUGAAUGGAUUGUACUGGGGGGUAGUUGCAUUAGUUAGUUGUAAAAGAUUAGAAGAGUUACCGGUUGAAGAAGUGAUUAAGUUUAUACUUUCAUGUUACGAUGAGAAAAGGGGAGGAUUCGGAGCAUUCCCACAACAUGACGCCCAUAUUUUAUCUACCUUAUCAGCGAUACAAAUACUAAGUAUCUACGAAAGAUUAGAAGAGAUUGAAGAUAAACGGGGGGAAAUUGUUGGGUAUAUAAAAAGUUUACAAUUGAGUAAUGGAUCUUUCAAAGGAGACGAAUUUGGAGAAGUAGAUACUCGAUUUGUCUAUACAUCAGUGAGUGCAUUAUCAAUAUUAGGAGAAUUAAGUGAAGAAAUCAAAGAACUGGCUAGUUCAUUUAUAAUGAAAUGUGAGAAUUUCGAUGGAGGAUUUGGAAUGUUACCAGGAGCAGAAAGCCAUGCAGCACAAGUAUUCACAUGCAUUGGAACGUUAGCCAUCUGUAAUCGAUUAGAUAAGAUUGAAAAUAAGAAUAGACUUUGUAAUUGGUUAAGUGAAAGACAAGUAUUACCCAGCGGAGGGUUUAAUGGACGACCAGAAAAAUUGCCCGAUGUAUGCUAUAGUUGGUGGGUAUUAUCAAGUUUGAGUAUAAUUGGUAGUAUAAAAUGGAUAAACGAUGAAUAUUUAGAAAAAUUUAUUUUAAGUUGUCAAGAUGAAAUAAACGGGGGGCUAAGUGAUCGACCAGAAAAUCAAACUGAUGUUUAUCAUACUUGUUUUGGAAUUGCUGGAUUAAGUUUACUCAAUUAUGAGAAAUAUGAUUUGAUUGAAAUUGAUCCAGUUUAUUGUAUGCCCAAAUAUAUAACAAAUAAAUUUUGA